AUGUCAGAGAGGGAAGCAGACAAGGCCGCCUGUAAGAAUGGAGUGGAAGCAGAAGGCAGCACUGGAAAUAAGAAUGUGGAGGAAGUUGAAAAAGGCCAUGCCCAGGGACAAGAAGACGCCAUUUAUUCAGCCUUCAAGCCCGGAACCAAGAUUUUCAUAUUGGUGAUGGCCACAUUUUCGUCACUAUUCUCCCCGCUGUCCACGACAGUGUACCUACCGGCUCUGACUCCCCUUUCAGCCGAUCUAAAGGUCUCGACUAACCUUAUCAACUUGACGCUGACCACGUACAUGGUCUUCCAGGCCCUCUCCCCCACGUUCUUUGGGGACUUUGCGGACACAAGCGGGCGGAGACCAGCAUACAUUACCACUUUUGCAGUUUACCUUGCAGCCAACAUUGGCCUGGCGCUGCAGAACAGCUACCCGGCACUGUUGGUUCUACGGUGCUUGCAGAGCGCGGGAAGUAGCGCAACCAUCGCAAUCACAAUGGGCGUGAUGGCGGACAUUGCAACUGUCUCCGAGAGAGGGAAGUAUGUGGGCAUGGUGUUGACGGGCACUCUGGCUGGCCCAGCACUGGGCCCGGUAUUGGGUGGUGUAUUUGUGCAAUACCUUGGAUGGCGAUCAACUUUCUGGUUUCUGGUGAUUGGAGCCGGAGUGUUUCUGGUGCCGUAUAUGCUUUUUGUACCGGAAACAUGCCGGAAUGUGGUUGGUGACGGCUCUGUGCAACCGCCAUGGUGGUGGAGCCGCACCCUGAUGGAUAUAUGGAAAGGUAAAAGAAAGGCCUAUCCAAGCACGGCAGAGUGGGAAGCAUCUCUCGCAGCCCAAGGGAUCAAGAGGAGGAAUUCGAACUUUCCUAACCCGCUGCAGUGCGCAAAAUUAGCUCUGGAAAAGGAUAUCGGACUGCUUUUGGGAGUCACCGCAGUGCUGUAUGGGACAUUUUAUAUCAUGCUGGGUUCAGUCCCAUCCAUCUUCAAGGAGAUAUAUGGCUUCAACGAGUUCCAAGUCGGACUCUGCUUCCUGCCGAGCGCCGCUGGGGGAAUAGCAUCAAGCUUCAGCAUUGGCCACCUCCUCGACUGGAAGUUCCAGCGCAUCGCUACCAGCCUUGGCCUGCCAGUGGACCGCAAACGUGCCCAAAGCCUGAAGCAGUUCCCCAUCGAACGGGCCCGGAUCUCACUGAUGCUCCCGUUCCUAUACGCUGGCAUGGCCGCGAUGGUCGGGUACGGUUGGGCUCUUGAGCAGAAGGCGAUGCUUGCUGGACCACUGAUACUGCAGUUCGUGACGGGCUUCUGCAUCGGUAGCUCCUUUACGGCGCUGAGCACGCUGCUGGUGGACCUGUACCCGUUCAACCCGUCAGCGGUGACAGCAGCAAGCAACCUGAUCCGCUGUCUGGUGGGCGCUGGAGCAACGGCAUCGUUCAACCCGCUAAUUGAGCGGAUCGGAAUUGGCUGGUGCUUUACGGUGUGGUGUCUGUUGACUGUGGGGGUGUCCCCAGGUCUCUGGGUAGUGAUCCGAUGGGGCCCAGCAUGGAGGGAGCGGCGGCGGCAGCGGCAGACAUCAUCUCUCUAA
Nannizzia gypsea CBS 118893 is the source of this 1563-nucleotide messenger RNA. RefSeq names its product chloramphenicol resistance protein. NCBI's taxonomy places the organism in Eukaryota, Fungi, Ascomycota, Eurotiomycetes, Onygenales, Arthrodermataceae. The transcript is spliced from 2 exons. Gene Ontology annotation, biological process: transmembrane transport. Gene Ontology annotation, molecular function: transmembrane transporter activity. The coding region runs from base 1 to 1563 and encodes 520 amino acids. The record is from RefSeq and is a predicted model, not a curated record.